UCGUCCCACUGCGCCUGCGUCCCAGGGCAUGCUGAUAGGCAUACAGAGCAGCUAUUGUUAGCCGAGGACCGGGCAGCGGCGGCAGGUUGUAUCAGGGCUUAUCCAACUCACCCCCCUACCUGUUGAAUAUUUACACGGUUUAUUUGCAAGCGAGGGCCGAGUCGCUAUCGAACAACCAAGUUAAAGAAGUGGCCAGGUGAGGAGAGGAAAAGUGCUGGUGGCAGGAAGGAAGAAAGGCUUUUAGGGAAGGAGGAAGCAAAUAAAGGACAACACGAACUCAACAGGUUAGCUACUUCAAUGUUAUAGCAGAGGCUCGGAUUUUUUCAUCCCACAUCGAAAAAGAUAACCCGAAAUAAGAAAAAAAAAUGCCGUUGGGACCAUGGAAGAAGAAAAACAAGUCAAAGGAGCAUUUGGUGGAAAACGAGGUGGUCAGCGGCGGGCACACAGGUGCGGGGAGCUUGAGUAAAUCCGCGGUGAAUGGAGCGGGGCUCCCGGCGCCACCUGCCAACCUGCGGCCCAAACUGGUCUUCCACACGCAGCUGGCGCACGGAAGUCCCACCGGCAGGAUCGAGGGAUUUGGCAAUGUCAAGGAGUUGUACGCGAAGAUAGCAGAGGCGUUUAAUAUAAGUGCACCUGAGAUCCUCUUCUGCACUCUCAACACACACAAGAUAGACAUGGAUAAGCUGUUGGGGGGGCAGAUCGGCCUCGAGGAUUUUAUCUUCGCCCACGUUAGAGGGUUAAAAAAGGAGGUAGAAGUCUAUAAAUCAGAAGAUGCUCUGGGCCUCACCAUCACAGACAACGGAGCCGGCUACGCUUUCAUUAAGCGUAUCAAAGACGGCAGCGUUGCAGACAAUGUGAAGGUGAUCUGUGUUGGCGACCAUAUAGAGUGCAUUAAUGGGCAAAAUAUCGUCGGGACGCGGCACUACGAGGUCGCACGCAUGCUUAAAGACCUGCCCAAAGACAAGCCGUUCACCCUGAAACUGGUCGAGCCCAUGAAGGCCUUCGAUAUGCUUGAACCCCGGUCAAAGGGCGCCAAACCUGCCAGUGAAAAUAAGAUUGGCACAGGGAGGGGGACUCUGAGACUCCGCUCUAAAGGUCCGGCUACCGUAGAGGAUGAGCCAACAGAAUUUGAGGAGAAGGCCGUGAAGAAAGUCGAUGACCUUCUGGAGAGCUACAUGGGCAUCAGAGACACUGAACUUGCUGCUACGAUGGUCGAGGUCGGACGCGACAAGAAGAACCCGGAUGAAUUCGCCAUGGCGUUAGACGAGACCCUCGGAGACUUCGCCUUUCCCGACGAGUUUGUCUUUGAUGUCUGGGGCGCCAUAGGAGACGCCAGGGAUGGAAGACUUUAAAUUUGCAGCUGCCUCCUCCCUCAUCGCAUAUUCCACAAACACCCCCCCAAAAUCUUCAUAAUCUCCGAAGUCAACUGGACAAACUUUAAAUAGCACCACCCAGGAGGGGGGUGGAUGCAGUGUCCUGCCCUCUCUUCGUUUUUAGGUGUAGCUUUGCUCUCUGCCAAGGCGUCUUUAAAAGUCAGGUUUAGCGCAUCAGCACUUCUUUUGUGUAAUUGUGUAAAAUAUCCAGUCCAACACUGGACCCAUCUCCGGCCUGCUGACAAGUUGGUGAUUCAUUCCAGAUGUUGUGUAAACCUCAGCAACAGAACAGCUGCAGUUUGAAGCUCACGAUGCAUUUAAGUGUCGUCCUGCAGGGGUCUGUUAAAUGGUACAUGCACAACCUUAAAUUUUAGAGUUUGAUCAUGUUUUAUAGUAGCUGUGUGAUUUUUGAAUGUCCAGAUGUAUUGCACAGCUUUUUAUAGGCUUAUUUUUAUAUGUGGAGGUGCUGCUGAUUUUUACAGCAGCAGCAUUGUGUAAUUAUCAGUCAUAGUGAUUGUAGCAAUACUCCUCUCUCUCUCCAGAAACCUGUUAAAUCGUUUAAAUGAUAGAAAUUUCCCUUACGACACAUCUCGAGCAAUACAGAGAGGACUUUUUACUUCGUACGCCUUUAGAUGACGACACACAUUCCUUAUAUUUCUCUUUUUUUCGUCUUCUGUUAGGUCUGUUCAGCGUUUUUUUUUUCCCCCCUGUAAUUUAUUUUAUAAUAGAAAAAUCAGAUGCUGUAAGACUUUCAAAGAUGUGGCUCGACAUGAAGGCCACGUCCAGAUCAACUUCAGUCUGCGGUCUUAAAUAAAUGCACUUGUAAUAAUGUAACUGCACCAGCUGUCAAAGUGAAUUUAAAUACAGACUGAUUACCGUCAUAUUCUGAUGUUAACUAUAAGGGAUCACUUUUGUUGCAUAGACAAUAAAAUUUUUACUGUUAAUGUGA
Molecule: messenger RNA, 2322 nt
Organism: Oreochromis niloticus (Nile tilapia)
Lineage: Eukaryota; Metazoa; Chordata; Actinopteri; Cichliformes; Cichlidae
Gene: gipc2
Product: GIPC PDZ domain containing family, member 2
Exons: 6
Coding region: 366-1352 (328 amino acids)
Molecular function (GO): protein binding
Source: RefSeq, a predicted model, not a curated record